AUGGCUGUGCCCAUUGCUGUCCUUGACUGCGACCUCCUGCUCUACGGCCGUGGACAUCGGACGCUGGAUCGCUUCAAGCUGGACGAUGUCACAGAUGAGUAUCUAGUGUCCACGUACGGCUUUCCCCGACAGUUCAUUUACUACCUGGUGGAUCUCCUGGGAGCCAGCCUGUGUCGGCCCACGCAGCGCUCCAGGGCCAUCAGUCCGGAGACGCAGAUACUUGCUGCCUUGGGCUUCUAUACCUCGGGCUCCUUCCAGACUCGCAUGGGCGAUGCCAUUGGCAUUAGCCAAGCCUCCAUGAGCCGCUGUGUUGCCAACGUCACCGAGGCAUUGGUGGAAAGAGCCCCCCAGUUCAUUCACUUUCCCGAGGAUGAGGCUGCGGUACAGAGCCUGAAGGAUGACUUCUACGGGCUGGCAGGCAUGCCAGGAGUGCUAGGGGUGGUCGACUGCACUCACGUGGCAAUCAAAGCACCAAACGCAGAGGACCUGUCCUAUGUGAACCGGAAGGGUCUCCAUUCUCUCAACUGUCUGAUGGUGUGUGAUGCCAGAGGAGUCCUGCUGAGUGCAGAAACACACUGGCCAGGCAGCCUGCCUGACUGCACUGUGCUACAGCAGGCAGCCCUUACAAGCCAGUUUGAAAGUGAGCUACAUAAAGAUGGUUGGCUACUUGGUGACAGCUCCUUCUUCCUCCAAACCUGGUUGAUGACCCCUCUGCAUAUCCCCGAGACUCCUGCAGAGUAUCGUUACAACAUGGCUCAUUCUGCCACUCACAACGUCAUCGAGCGGACGUUCAGGACCAUUCGCUCGCGUUUCCGCUGCCUGGAUGGGUCCAAAGGCACCCUGCAAUAUUCUCCAGAGAAAUCCAGCCACAUAAUUCUGGCCUGCUGUGUGCUUCAUAACAUCUCCCUGGAGCACGGGCUGGACGUAUGGUCUUCUCCAGCCACAGGACACUUGGAGCAACCAGAAGAAGACUACGAGCAAAUGGAAUCAAUGGACUCAGAAGCCUGUCGUAUACGCCAGGAGCUUUUGCUUACUCAUUUUAGUUGAGUUUGUGACAGCUUCUAAAGGCUGAUGUGAGAAGAAUACAGGGCAGAUAUCUUCCUCCUCUGUGAGUUCAUUA
Molecule: messenger RNA, 1120 nt
Organism: Tinamus guttatus (white-throated tinamou)
Lineage: Eukaryota; Metazoa; Chordata; Aves; Tinamiformes; Tinamidae
Gene: HARBI1
Product: harbinger transposase derived 1
Source: RefSeq, a predicted model, not a curated record